Messenger RNA from Amphiprion ocellaris (clown anemonefish), 6164 nucleotides. Its product is annotated as lipopolysaccharide-induced tumor necrosis factor-alpha factor homolog. NCBI's taxonomy places the organism in Eukaryota, Metazoa, Chordata, Actinopteri, Pomacentridae. The transcript is spliced from 4 exons. The record is from RefSeq and is a predicted model, not a curated record. The coding region runs from base 3929 to 4483 and encodes 184 amino acids. Gene Ontology annotation, molecular function: zinc ion binding.
CACAAUCUUUACAGUGGGAAAGUCUGAGUCUAAUAAGUGUAUCAAAUGGGUCCUAUUUAACUUAGCUCAGAGGCGUCCCCAGCUGUGGUCAGUCGUACUUAUGCUUUCGGUGAUGUAAAAAGUUGUGUUAAUCUAGCUUGCUUAUUGCUGUGACCGUUUAACUCCUUGUGAGUAAUUGUGAUUGACUACAGCUGGUGACUCCUCUGAGCUAAUUUUAUAUUGAACACAUUUGAUACACUCAUUAGAUUCAGACACAAACACUACAGAGGGAAAGUCUGAGGAGCUCAGCAAAGAACUGACAAAGCAAAUUACUGACUCAAACCUGUCAAGAAAAUCACUUGGAACCAUUUCAAGGAUAACUUGUUUGUAAGUAUGAAGCACUUGGCACUGUUGUGUCGCUGCCACAAUCAGGAAGAAAAUGGAAAAAUUUGUCCACACUGACCAGAAAUAUGUUAGAAGGAAAGAAGGUGAGACACUUAAUUGCAAGAACACCAAACCUUCCGUCAAGCAUGGUGGUGGCAGUAUCAUGCUCUGAGGCUGUUCAGGUGCUUUACACAAAGUAAAUGAAUAAUGAAGAAGGAGGAUUACUCCCACGUUAUUCAGGAAAACCAAAAAUCAUCAGCCAGAAGGUUGAUUUUGGACACAGUUAGGUGUUUCAACAAGACAAGGAGCCCAAACACAGAACAAAAAUGGUACAGAAAUGGUUCAAUCAGGGUAGAAUGAAGGUUUUCGACUGGUCUCCCCAAAGCCCUGACUUAGACCCAUCAAGAACCUGAAGAAAGAAGUCUGAGUCAGAAAGACAACACAUUUAGUUGAACUGCACCAAUUCUGUCCAGAGGAGUCAAAGAUAAACCAGAAGCUUGUAGACAGAAACCAACAACACCUAACUGGGGGGAAGAUGGCAAAGUAUAUUUUUGUCUCAUAUUUACAGAAGACCUAUAAUAAAUCUGUGAAGAAACCAAAAUGAAAGAUAGCUUUUUGCGACAAAGGUGCAUGUGUUUCAAUGACAGAAAGUAUUAAGAGUCAGUCACAACUUGAAGUACUUGCUGGAAAGUUAUUUGUUUGUACUUAUGUCACCAUUUUUUUCACAAUUUAUUUCCAUUCAGACCAUAGUUACACAGUCUGUACUUUACAUACAUAAUUUAUGUGUAUCAGCAGUCAGAUCUAAGCAAGUGUACCAACAAAUGGAUGACGUUUUGGUGGUUACCGUAGUGUAAACAAAGUGCUGACGGAGAAUGAGUUUGAGAAACAGGUGUAACAGAGUAAACUGACAGGACAGAAGCUGGUGAGCAGGAUGACUCUGCACGAGGGAACCAGGUAAAGGGUUGGUUUCCAGCCUGUGAGAAGCAAAAUGUUUGUAAUUCCAGAGGAAAACUGGUUCGGCAGGCUGUGAUGUCACAACUGUCACCAACAUGGUACGUGUUUCCUCCUGCCAGCCGUGUUUCCUGCUUUGUCCGAGGUAAGACCACUGCUCUCAUAUAUCACACUGUUUAAUCAGCGGAUAAAGACCACCGAAUCUGCUGCUUGCCGACUGUUUUUAUGGAACAUAUAUGGUGGAGGUUAGGACUGUGCCUGUUCACAUCAGAUACCAAGGCGUGGAUGUUUCUUGUUUACAUAAGCGCAGAGUCCCAUGUGAGCUUGAGUUACUUGGUUGUAUUCAACAGGCGUGUUACGGCUGACACAGUUGGUUUUAGGUGACAUAUUGACAUGAAAAGACAUAUUUCUGAUUUAGGGUUACAUGUGUUCGGUCUGUAAUGAUGAGAAGAGUAUUUUAAACUUAUAGUAACAGGCAGAUAGUGAGUAUGACCUGUUUAGAAAUAUGAAUACUUCACAAAGUUUCAUCCGUUUCAUUAGAGAAAAACAAUAUUUCUGUUUGACUUGUAUUAAAAUGUCUUGAAUUUUAAAAUACUACUUUUUAUUCAAUACGGCAACUUUUACAGUAUACAAAACUUCCCUUAUUUCUGGAGUGACUUUUGUUUUCUAACUUUAAUAAUAACUGAGAUUAGUGUACAAAACAUGGCAGCAUAUACGUGUUAAAUUGGGAAAACAGAGAGGAUAUAUACUAAUUACACUGUAAUGUUGCUGUGUGUUGUUUUGCCACUGCCACUUUAAAGCAGUAGCACUCUGCUGAAAGCUCAGACAGGUGAAUACGCAGCACACCUUUCUAUUGUUGAGCCACAGAAAGAGGUGAUAAUAGAAGUAACUUCCACAGCAGUCAGACUACAGUGCAUCACUUAGCUGCUACGAUACAUGAAGCACCUGCAGCAUUUACAGACUUUACCAGUAUUAACAUGCAUUUGGAUGCAUUAAAAGAACUAAUAGUAGGCAUUGCAUUGCAUUUGUGCUACAAUCAAGUAAUUUUGUUGCUGUAAAUGAACAAAAAGCUGUCAGGUUAUCUUAAGUCCAGUGAGGACACUAAGAAAAAAACACUGUACUAUAUUGCAUUGAAGCUAGAUUUUUAUUUAUUGUAUGCCUUGAAAUAUCGUGAAAGCUGGUGCAGUUUAUGUGCUGGUUUGAUUCAUUCUCAUUUGUUGUCAGUGCUCCUGGUUCAGAUCUAUUUGAGGAUUUUUUGUUACUAUCAGAAUCAGAAUCAGCUUCAAUGGCCAAGUACAUAGGCAACAUACAAGAAAUCUGGUUUCAGCAGUUGGUGUCACUCUAGGAAUAAGGAAAAGAGAAUAAUAAAAUAACUUUAGAAAAAUUAAAAAAUAGAAACAGAAAUACACACAUCUAGAAUAUAAUUUAUAUAUACACAGGAGUGCAAAACGACAAUUGCUAAAGUGACAAUUGUGCAAAAAGCAAAGAUUAUUGUUUAUAGUGCAAAAGAAAAGGAGCAGCUGUUAAUGGUGCAACCAAACUAAUGCAUAAACAACACAAGUAAACUUUUCUGCCUCUAGUGAGAUGAUGAAAGUCAAAUGCUGAAAAAUGACAGAUUUCUGUUUGGUAAUUGCACUUUAAAAGUUGGGGGGUUUUUGGUCAUAUUUCAUCUUAAUUUAGACAACAUGGUGAAAAAAGACAAGCGAAACCAGGGUGAUGACAGCAAAGGUCUGGUUCUGCAGGAAUCAAACUGGAAACUCCGCUGCUAAUCAGUUCGCCCCUGUAAAUGCAUUUUUGAUAAAGUUACGUCUGACUUUACCUUCCAUCCAUCAGCUAUACUUGAUUUGUCUAGCAUGCACAGAUUCCUGUAAAUCUCUUGUGAAAACACAAAACAACUUUAAUCAUCUGUGGGAAUAGCAGGCUAAAACACUAACCCUAAAAUAUUACAAAAACAGUUAAUUGUUUACCUACCUCUGCCUCUAUUAUGUGUCAUUAAAAGUAUCCAAAACAGGAUUUGAAAUGAUGAAAGUUGUAUAAUUAAAAAAACAAACUAUGGUCUGCACUUGGUUUCAGAUCAGUGGUACAAUCCUUAGUCAAAAGAUCUGACGUUCAAGGUUCAAGAUUCAAGAUUUCUUGAUUUGUCAUUUCUCUGUGCAUCUAUGUAUACAAAACAAAACCAUACAACAGUAUCCCAGAAAACACAACAGUGGGUUAAAAGAGCAAUAAAAAAAAAUGCAAUAAUUAGAGAUUUGCUAAAAGACAAGUAACAUAAAAACAUUCAAACACAAUAGUGGAGCAGGAGCAAAAUAAAUUAGGCACCAUAAAAUGCUUCACUGCUGCAUUUCCACUAAAUUCAAACAGAAUAUGUUGAGGGGUUUUCUAGAUAACCUGCUACCUAACAAACAGAGACAGCAGAUCAAAAACACCCCUUGCAGGAAGUAAGGAAAUGUCUUAUAGCAUCGCCACAGCUCUGUAGUUUAGAAGAACAAGGAAUAGUGAAACCUUCCAUGCAUCAAAGUCGUGGAGGAUUUCCAAAAUGCACAUAUUGAGACUUUGGGCUUUGCUCUUAUGAGUAGAUCUCCGUCUGCCUCCCGUCUGACUGGAUGAUCUCCUGAUGGAACCUCCUUCAUAUGAGGAGGCCAGUCGCCAGCCUCCUGCUGGGGUCACAGAAACUUCCACCUUCUCCCCUCCCCCAGCGUACGACGCCUCCCUGCCGUCCCCCCCAACACCUCCACCCACCUACGGAGAAGCAGUUACAGUCCAGCCAGAUCCAUUUCCUGUCCUGACUCCUCCCUCAGUGCCAACUGCAGUGACCUCAAACCGCCAAAACACCGGAGUCACGGUCCAUCCAGUCACGCAAAUCGGUGUAACGGCGCCUCACAGGGGCAGACGGACUCAGACGGUCGUGACUCAGCCUCGGCCGGUUCCCGUCUCGGUGUCGUACCUGACAGACUCCCCCGCGUUGGUUCGAUGCCCACGUUGCCACCACCUGGUCACCACUAAAGUCCAGUAUGUUCCUGGAAGAGCUGCUUGGUGCCUGUGCGUCCUCCUCACACUGAUGGGGUUGGUCUGUGGUUUCUGUCUCAUUCCAUUGAUGGUUCAUGGAUUACAGGACGUUCAUCACUCCUGUCCGCGGUGUGAAACUCCACUGCAUGUUUACAUGAGAUGACGCACCUGAUCUCUACACAAAUUUUUUGUCUUAAAAUCAACAAACGAACUCAUAAGCUGACUGCACGAGCGCACAUGGACGUUUUUGUACAUUUGAAAGGAACUUUUUGCUAUGAAGGACAAAAUUAUCAUCUUCUAACAGCCUCUUUUUAAGCUGAAGGGUGAGUAUGCACUAGAACAACGGCUCAUGUUCUGCAUAUUGCUUUGUACAUUUUAAGGCAUUCUUCACAAGCUUUUGUAUAUUGCGGAUUCAAAUUAGAUAUAAUCUAGGCAAAAAAAAUACUUUGUGCUGUUUGUAGUGGGUGGUAAAGGUGGUGUUGACAGUAUUUUAUCUCACUUUACUUUUAGUUUUUUUGGCAAAUUGGGCAGAAAUUCCACAAAAACAAGUCUGAGAGGAAACUUUGAUUGCUCACAGUUGUUUGGAACAAUGUCUGCUUAAUUGGUUUUCACCAAAAAGUAGGCCAAAUAUUUUUGGGGUGACUCACUCUUGCUUUUGCUUAUAUAAGAACUCAUACACAGUAUAACAAGCCAUACUGCAAAGGAAUGAGCUUUGUGGAUACUCCAUACAUUAUUAUUAUUUUGAAAAACCUAAGACAAAUUAUAAGAAACUUUCUUCCAUCGUUUGGUUUAUCUUCUUUCAGCUGAUCUUUAAUUAAUUAAAGACAUUUGAUGGUUAAUCACAAUGGCUAAUAAGAUAAUUAGGACUUAGAUUGCACAAGAUAAGUGCAUAUAUGACUCUUUUAUGACAAGGCUCAGGAAUCUCACCUAAUUGAGCGAUCGCUCUGUGUCCAUCCAGUGUUUGGUUUUGGUUCUUCAGGCUCAGCAGUUUCUGACGUUUGUUUUCCUGAGCUCAUCAAAGCAGUCGGUACAAGAGUUUCCACAGCAAAACCUACAUCUGCACAACCAGAUUCUUUAUUUGCAUAUAAAACGUAUGCGUGUUUACACUAUUCAUACUCUUUCCAACAUGCAACCUUUGAGUCACUACAACUCCAGUUCUAUGAGCAGCUUCUAAUGAGCCUCUGCUCUUUGGUGGAUUGAGUGGUCGGGUUUUACUUUAUGCUAUGUUGGCCACCCUUAUCCCUCCUUAGUUCUGCCCCUGCUGUAACAGGACACUUCAGCCAAUCACUCAGACUGUGUAAAACAGUGUAAAGUCCUCAGUGGCAGCAGGAUGUGGAGGCACAAUGGGUUCAACGGACAACUUUUACUCAGGAAAACUGGACUUGGAUCUUGUGUGAAUAUAAAUUUUUGUUUUUGAACAUUUGACGUUGCUCAUGUAGUUGGAGGGGCUUCAAACAGAUAGAUUUCUGCCUACUGCAGCUUUAAUUAAAAUUUAAUGAGCAGGAAGAGAACGCUGAUUCUGCACCUACAGAUGGUACAGUGUGAGGACAGGUUGCUUUGCUGCACUACGGACAGACAAAUAAAUAAAUAAACAACUAAAAAUAGAGCACAUUUAUCAUCAUAUGUUGUUGUGAUUUUUGUUUUCCAUUAAUUUUACAAUGGUGUUUUCUAUAUUUAGCUACACAACAAACAAAAACUUCCUCUAUUUUUAAUGCAGAUGCAGCAAAUGUUCACAUGUACUAUAAUGAUGAAGGAGACUUGUUUUUCAGGCUAUAAUUUAUUUUUCUAUACAAUUCUUCUAUAAUGAUUAAUAAAGUUUAAUGCAGAGGUGAUUUUGAACUGUG